AUGACUGAAGCAAUGAUUGUUGAUCAAUCAAGUACGACAACGAUCGAGAAUACUAAUGAAUCUCAAACAGCAAAUGGUAUUGAAAAGAAAAAAUAUUCUAUACAAAAUGUUCCACGUUUACCACGUGAACUUACACCAUUUGCACAAUUUACAGCUAUUAUUGAACUUAAUCAACGUGGACCAUUAUUCAAAGGACCAGGAGCUAAACAUGAUACAGGACGUUAUAAAAUUCGAUUAUCAGAUGAUGAAAAUAUUAAACGUGCAAAAAAAUAUGCUUUGGAACAAAGUGUUAAAUAUGUUCUUGUCAGACAACAACAACAACAACAACGUGUACAAUUAGAUAAUAUUAAAAAACAACAAGCACUUUUAUUAAUGUGUCGAAUUUACAUUGGAAGUAUUAAUUUUGAAUUAAAUGAAGCAAUGCUUAAACAAGCAUUUCACCCGUUUGGUCCAGUUAAAGCUGUUUCAUUAACAUUUGAUCCCAUCACUAAUCGUCAUAAAGGCUUUGCUUUUCUUGAAUAUGAAAUACCAGAAGCAGCACAAUUAUCUAUUGAACAAAUGAAUGGAGUUAUUCUUGGUGGAAGAAAUAUUAAAGUUGGUAGACCAUCGAAUAUGCCACAAGCACAACCAAUUAUUGAUCAAUUAACUGAAGAAGCAAAAAAUUAUAAUCGAAUUUAUAUAGCUUCAAUUCAUCCAGAUUUAACAGAAAAUGAUAUUCAGAGUGUUUUUGAAGCUUUUGGUAAAAUAAAAAGUUGUACUGUAGCAAAAGAUCCAGCAACAAAUAAACAUAAAGGUUAUGGUUUUAUUGAAUAUGAAACAAUUCAAGCAGCACAAGAUGCAAUUAAUUCAAUGAAUUUAUUUGACCUUGGUGGACAAUUUCUUCGAGUGGGAAAAGCAAUAACACCCCCUGAAGGUUUAUUAGCUUCAGCUCCAGCAGCAGCAAAUUCAAUGCCAACAGCUACUGCAUUAGCUGUUGCUACAAUUACAGCUCAAUUACAGGCUAAAGAUGUUGAAACAAAUUCACAACCAACUAUAGUACUCGGAUUUAUUGGUGGUCCUAUUGCACCAACAACUGUUGCUGCAGCUCUCUCUGCUGCUUCAUAUUCUGGUGCAACAGCCGUUACAUCAAUGAUUUCUACUAUACUCAAUCCGACUACUGUUAUGACAAAUUCGAUUCCUCAACCUGCCGUUGUUGGUUCACCUGGAAUUCGUUCAAAUUUUACUGCACCACCUGUAUCAAAUGUUACCAGCUCACCAUCAAUACAACAAAUACCAGUUCCACCUCCACAAGUUAUAAUUCCACCAUCACCAUCAUCGACAUUGAUUCCUCAACCAACUACACUUGAAGAACCACCUAUUCCUGUUGGAUUAAAACCUGAUUUAGAACCAAAACAGCAAUAUCCAUCAAUUUCACUUGUUUUACCAGCAAAUAAAUCUGAAACAACUGACAAUCAAAAACCUAGUUUAGCUUUAAAUAUUGCUGAAGAUUCUACAGUGCCCUUAUCUCAGCAAGAAGAACUUAGUGUUAAAGGUCGUGAACAAAGACAUUUAUUAAUGCAAAAAUUAAAUCAACGUCGACUUGAAUCACGUGUGUGUGUAUUAAGAAAUAUGGUUGGUCCAGAAGAUGUUGAUGAUGAUUUACAACAAGAAAUAACAGAAGAAAGUUCAAAAUAUGGUGAAGUUAUUAAAGUUGUUAUUUAUACUGAGCAACAAGAAGAAGAUGAUAAUGCAGAACAAAUUGUGAAAAUUUUUGUUGAAUUUCAAACAAAUAAACAAGCAGAAAAAACAGUUCAAUCACUUAAUAAUCGAUAUUUUGCUGGUCGAAUGAUAAAAGCUGAAUUAUAUGAUCAAGCAGCAUAUCAAGCUGAUGAUCUAUCUGGUUAA
This is a messenger RNA of Rotaria sp. Silwood2, 1884 nucleotides long. The record is from the annotation of a GenBank genome assembly. NCBI's taxonomy places the organism in Eukaryota, Metazoa, Rotifera, Eurotatoria, Philodinida, Philodinidae.